Molecule: messenger RNA, 746 nt
Organism: Lolium rigidum
Lineage: Eukaryota; Viridiplantae; Streptophyta; Magnoliopsida; Poales; Poaceae
Product: dehydration-responsive element-binding protein 1B-like
Exons: 1
Coding region: 306-737 (143 amino acids)
Biological process (GO): regulation of DNA-templated transcription
Molecular function (GO): DNA binding; DNA-binding transcription factor activity
Source: RefSeq, a predicted model, not a curated record
CAGGACGGUGUGCUCGGAGCCGCCUCCUCCACAGGCACUUGAACAGAGAUGGACGCCGCCUCCACGUCCGGCCAGGAGCAGCCCCACAGCCACAGGACGGUGUGCUCGGAGCCGCCUCCUCCACAGGCAUUUGAACAGAGAUGGACGCCGCCUCCACGUCCGGCCAGGAGCAGCCCCACAGCCACAGGACGGUGUGCUCGGAGCCGCCGAAGCGCCCCGCGGGGCGCACCAAGUUCCACGAGACGCGCCACCCGGUGUACCGCGGCGUGCGCCGCCGCGGCCGCGUCGGGUAGUGGGUGUGUGAGAUGCGCGUGCACGGCACCAGGGGCUCCAGGCUCUGGCUCGGCACCUUCGCCACCGCCGAGAUGGCCGCCCGCGCGCACGACGCCGCCGCGCUCGCGCUUUCCGGGCCCGACGCCUGCCUCAACUUCGCCGACUCCGCCUGGCGGAUGCUCCCCGUGCUCCCCGUCGUCGCGUUCACGGUCCGGGAUACUACUGUCGCGUCCGCCCUGUCCGCCGCCGCCGAGAAGAUCGUCAUCGGCUCGCCGGCUCCGAGCGCCUCCCUGUUCUACAUGUCGUCUGGCGGCCUGCUGGAGGUCGACGACGAGCACUGGUUCGGCGGCAUGGUCGCCGGGCCCUACUACGAGAGCCUCGCGCAGGGCAUGCUCGUCGAGCCGCCGGACGCCGGAGCGUGGCGUGAGGACGGCGGGGCUGUGCAGACGCCGCUGUGGAGCUAGUUCUUCCAG